Aspergillus ochraceoroseus IBT 24754 is the source of this 1434-nucleotide messenger RNA. Its product is annotated as KH domain-containing protein. Gene Ontology annotation, biological process: 3'-UTR-mediated mRNA stabilization. Gene Ontology annotation, cellular component: cytoplasm; nucleus. Bases 1 to 1434 code for a protein of 477 amino acids. Lineage: Eukaryota; Fungi; Ascomycota; Eurotiomycetes; Eurotiales; Aspergillaceae. The transcript has 4 exons. The record is from RefSeq and is a predicted model, not a curated record. Gene Ontology annotation, molecular function: mRNA 3'-UTR AU-rich region binding.
AUGUAUCAAAAUAGAACUGUGAUGGUCUUCAAGUCUCUUUCUCUCUCUUUCUCUCCUCCUCUUCCUCUUCUCUCCUCUUCAUCCUUCUUACCAACUUCAUCAUCAUCAUCAUCUUCUUCUUCUUCAUCUCCUUUCCUUCUCCCUAUAUCUCCCUCCGCUCCCCCUCCGCCCCUCCGCCCCUUCUCCUCUUCCUCUUCAUCCUUUCCCUUUUCUCUCCCUGCGAUUCCUUCCCAUCCUCCACCUCCCCCGCCCAUCGAAACCCCUCUUCGCCUUUCUUCUCCACCAUCUGUUCUUCCUCUCGCUCUUCAGGACCCUUUACCGUUCACCCAUACCAUUUUCUCUCGUCUCUUUUCUGUAAACAUGGAUUCUAACGACCUUCACGAAACCCCCGUCGCCGACGAGACUAUGGUUGAUGUCGUGGGCGAUGAGGUUGACAUCGAAACCACCCCCAAGACGGAGGAAGAGUAUGCUCAAUCUAUGCUCACUCUUCGUGCCAUCGUUUCCUCCAAAGAAGCCGGUGUCAUCAUCGGUAAGGCGGGUAAGAACGUGGCCGACCUGCGCGAUGAGACUGGCGUCAAGGCUGGUGUGAGCAAGGUUGUUCCUGGUGUUCAUGACCGCGUUUUGACCGUGACUGGUCCUUUGAGUGGUACUGCCAGAGCUUAUGCCUUUGUCGCCAAGGGAUUGCUGGAAGGUGCCCCGCAGAUGGGCAUGGGCGGCAUCGUCUCCAACAAUGGGACUCAUCCCGUGCGACUCCUGAUCUCCCACAACCAGAUGGGUACCAUCAUCGGACGACAGGGCUUGAAGAUAAAGCAUAUCCAGGAUGCCUCGGGGGUGCGCAUGGUGGCCCAAAAGGACAUGCUCCCCCAAUCGACCGAGCGCAUUGUCGAGGUACAAGGAACCCCCGAAGGAAUCGAAAAGGCCAUUUGGGAAAUCGGAAAGUGCCUCAUCGAUGAUUGGCAACGCGGAACGGGCACCAUUCUGUACAACCCGGCGGUCCGUUCCUCAGUUGGUGGUACUACUUCGACUCACCACAACACCACCACCAGCGAAAGCUACAGCAGCCGCCCCUACAACCGUACCGGCAACGGCGCCGACUUCAGUGACCAGUCCAGUGGCUAUGGAAGGCGGUCCAACCCCGACACCAGCAGCCGCGGAUACCCCCUUGUCACCGAAGAUGGCGAGGAAAUCCAGACCCAGAAUAUCAGCAUCCCCGCUGACAUGGUUGGCUGCAUCAUUGGCAGAGGCGGAACCAAGAUCACCGAGAUUCGCCGAAGCUCUGGCGCCCGGAUUUCGAUUGCCAAGGCCCCCCAUGAUGAUACUGGCGAGCGCAUGUUCACCAUUAUGGGAAGCGCCCAGGCGAAUGAGAAGGCUCUGUACCUGUUGUACGAGAACCUGGAGGCCGAGAAGACCCGUCGCAGUCAACUGCAAGAAUGA